Messenger RNA from Capsaspora owczarzaki ATCC 30864, 621 nucleotides. RefSeq lists its product as hypothetical. The transcript is spliced from 3 exons. NCBI's taxonomy places the organism in Eukaryota, Filasterea, Ministeriida, Capsasporidae. The coding region runs from base 1 to 621 and encodes 206 amino acids. The record is from RefSeq and is a predicted model, not a curated record.
AUGACCGCCGAUAUCACCCGCGAUUAUCAACUGGCCCAAAUGCUCUUGGGCGCCGAUGCCGUCCCUGAGCGUCUGGAAUCCUAUGCCACCAAGCGACUUCGCCCCACCGCCGUCGUGAGCCAAUAUUCCAACAUUUUUGAGUUCCGAACCAACGAUUUCUCCAACGAUUGGCUCGAUAUGGGAAAUGCAACGGUGACUCUGACAAUCAGUAUGGUGUCCGCCAACGCGAAUACUGCCGUGCUCACCAAGAAUGGCGCGUAUAGUGCGAUUGAACGAACUAUCGUCAAGUUGGGCAACGACAAGACCGUAUAUGAAGAUAACUGGGGUCCUCUGCACCGACACCUGAAGAAUGUGAUGACGAUGAGUAAGGAUUAUGCCCGUAAUUACGGCAGUUCCUCCGGUUAUGCACUGGACACCAGUAUUCUUCCGCAAAUCACUGAUCAACCGGUUAUCGGAAACGAAAAUCUGGGAGCCAUCUCUCGAUUCAACAUUCAAGCCGUGAGCGGUUCUGUCAAUGCCGGCGUCCGCACCACCACUGUGGAUGGUGCUCCGCCGGUUUCGCCAGCAUCUCCGACCGCCUAUGUGAGCGAGAUCUAUAUGGACAUUCCCCGCGAAGAUUAA